This is a messenger RNA of Diorhabda carinulata, 2951 nucleotides long. RefSeq lists its product as uncharacterized. The coding region runs from base 122 to 2737 and encodes 871 amino acids. The record is from RefSeq and is a predicted model, not a curated record. Lineage: Eukaryota; Metazoa; Arthropoda; Insecta; Coleoptera; Chrysomelidae. The transcript has 11 exons.
GAUUGCCGUAUGAAUAGACACUACCCAAGUAUUUAUUUUGUCCACCGGUUCUAAAAAUUGUUUUCAACUUCAAUCAAAUUUUUUUAAAAAAAUCGUGAAAUAUGCGCAUUAAAGACAAAAAAUGAACAGUGAUCGUUUAAAAAAAAUUGAGGAUUCAAUAUAUUUCGCUAACGAUAAAAAACACUUAAAUGAAUCCUUAAAAAUUUAUAUAGACACUGUUAUCUCUGUAACGUGGGAUUUAAAAAAUUUAUAUAAAGAAAUUUGUUCGAGCAGGCACUUUUUCGAACCUAUUAACAAAUAUUUUUUAUCGGGAGAUAAAACGAGAAUUUUAGGUCUACUCGACAAUACUACUUUUUUUUAUGAUAUUAUAAUUGAGGAUUUUGCCAGAUGGACUAUAAAAAAAGAAAUACUGCACUUGCUUAACAACUGUUUAUGUGCGUUAAAUCCAGGUGAUGUUAAUGGAAUAAGUAAUAAGAUUUACGCUGGUUGUUCUAAAUUUUACAUUCACAAGUUAUUUGAUGUAUUAGGCAUUUACGGAGAUUAUGAUUUUCAAGCUUUAAUAUUAGAAGUGAUAUUUCAUACAAUUAAUAUAAAAGAGUUAGAAAAUCUAUCGAAAGAAUUAAUACCAGAAGCAGAACAAUUAAGAAAAGAAUUUUUAAAUAUUAAUAUUGAAACAUUUGAUGAAACUACAAGAGAAUUUUUAAAUAGUUAUAAUGAGAAAUGCAAUAAAAUAUUUUCUAUUUGUUGCCAAAAUGUUGUACUUGGAUCUAUACAUUGUUGCCAACAAGAGGAUAAACUCAAAGGAUUAUGGGUAGAUUUUAAUAUGGUAGACGGGGCUGUAAGUUGGUAUGUUAUGUUAGAAUCACUCAAUAUUAAAGGCUGUACACUAAAUGACAAAAAAAAUGUUUGGAAUUUGAUCACAUUAUUUAAAAAGGAUGUAAAAAGGGUUGAUUUCAAGAGAUCUACAAACACUGUUAAAAUCACAAUAGAAUUAAAACGACCAACUUUAAGUUCCUAUCGGGAUUACCAACAUAUUCUAGAUAAAGAAUUAACUGUACAUUUCGAAAUAGCCAAAUCUGUUAAAACAGAGUUUCUCAUUUCAGACGUCUUAUCAAAGACGUUUGGUAGAACAACAGUGAACAAUUCGAAUCAACGUAGAUCUGAUGAAAUUUUUCAGAUGAAAUUGUCUCUAAAUAGAAAGAUCUUACGAAAACGAAGACUUUCUUCAAACGAUCCCAAACGUGUCUCAUUACAUGAUACGUCUUCAUUAUCAAAUUGUUUGCUGUGUUUAGAAGAAAAAUCAAUUCCAGAAACGCACCUAUCUAAGGAAGUUGUUGUAGGAACCCAACAACCACAAAAAUUACGCUCACCUAUAGCUGAUAAUAGUAAAAGAAGCGAUUCAAUAAUUUCUAAAGAUAAAACUUUUGGGAUUCCGAAAAAUCGAUCGAGUUUAUUACAACAAAAAGAAAUUCCUGUGGGUAUCAAUAGGAAAAGUGGCGAUUUUGGUAGUGAAUCGGAUAUUUUCAUUUGUUCAGAACAAGAAAAUUGUGAUAAAGAAAAUUUGGGUAUGGAGAAUCAGGCAAAGAGAGCGCGAAUUGAUACCGAAGAAAUUAACAGAAAUAAUUCAAAAGAUGCUACUGAAUCUAAGUGUAGCAAGCAGAAAUCAACAGAAACAGUCAACAAAAGAAAAAAAUCUAGUUUAGUUAAAGAUAAACCCAAAGUAAAAAAGAGAUCGACGUAUUCAAAAAAAAAUUAUUCUAAAACGAAAUCAAAAAAGAAUUUUGAUGUCAAGAAAAUAACUAGUAAAAAUUACGAUGUUGAUAUAGAAGAUAGUGUCAUUUAUAAAUCGAUAUCUGAUUUUUUUCAUAUUGACUCAAAAGAUAGCUUCUUGAAGAGAUUUAACACAUAUGAUGCGAAAUUAAUGUGCGAAGGAAAUCAGACGAGUAACUUGAACAUGUCGAUAGAGAAAAUGAGAGAAGUAAGUGACAAUGACUCUGUCGACUCGGCUCUUGGUAUAUUAAAAAAGUUGCCGAUAAUACCAACAACUCCACCUCCGCUUCUUGAAACUAAUACUUCAACUUCUUCACCUAUUAUAAGAAAAAUGAAAAAAGUACCACCCCUUUCACUUACCCCUAAAUCCGAUGCUAAUAUCGACGAAUUAGUCGAAGGGGGGAAUAACGCUCUUAGUGAGAAGAUAAUUGGAAUAAAACCCCGUAAAAUUGUUGGAAAUGAUCAAUUUUAUUGGGAUAUUUCACCAGUAUGGUCAGUAACGGCUUAUAGAUGUUCUCAAACAACUAUUUUGAAUUCCUCAGAUUUCCUGGGAUUCUAUUAUAUCAUUAUAUUUUAUCAUUAUGACAUUUUUGAGGAUGAUACGGAAGCCGAAAAAGAGAUUUUCGAGAUCAAUAGCAGGUUGCAAGAAUUGUAUAAUUUGAAAACGAAGAUAUUGAUAUGUUUUGUAGGGUGUAAAAAACGUUUUUUUGAAAAAAUUGCUUCUCAUGUGGAAUACAAGAACUUGCAGGUACCUAUAGUUGCGGACAAUGGAAGGUUUGUUUCGGUAUUUUUGAAAAUGGAUUUGAAAAACAUGUCUGCCAAAAAGUCUUACAUAUUGGUAAACGACAGUGGUUCUGUAGUUAUGAAAAAAAUUUAUGCUGUAAAAUUUAUGAUUAACAUACAGGGGAUAUUUAACGAUGUAAACAACUUUCAAAAAACUGCCCAUUUCAAACAUUCUACUGAAUGAAAUGAGAUUUUCCUAUAUUUUUUGAAUUCCAGAUUUUUAGAAUUAUCAAAUAAAAUAUUAAGAUAUUUAAAUGUUCAAAAACCUAUUUAAUAUUGUAAAAAUUUAUCAAGUUUCGUCGUAUUUUUCACUAUUAUUAUUAUUAUAUAUUAGUUACAAGCAACUGUUAUAUUUUCUAAAUUUUUUUUAUAUUUUGAAUAAACUUUGUGAAACAUUU